AUGAUACGUCACUUUGAGAACUUCAUCGAGGCCGCACCAUGCAUCAGCGAUGCUCUCGCUUCGCUCGAGAAACUUGAAGACUUCUUCCUGAUCGGUUGUUGCGAGCGUGUGCGAGAGAUGCUCCCUCGACUUCGCAGUAAGCCGCGCAGAGCCAUGCUCGUCUGCUUUCAGCCCCUCGUACUCCGUCUCUCCGCGCUCUCGGCUCUGCAGCACGCAUACAGACUCAUGUUAUCCAACAUCCCGAUCGACGAUAAUUCACCGCCUAGUGAGCUGCGAGUCCCUUGGGAGGCACUGAACCAGGUCCCCAAGCUGCGAGCCACGCUGCUAUUGGAGAUCGAUAUCGUGGUGCCGGCAUCAGCCUCGAUGGGUGCACCCUCCUCCUCGCCGUUGCGCACCGUCGACUACAUAAGGCUCAACGCGUCGCGGGUAAACAUCGACACGCCUGAAGCAGGUGUCGUGCGCGCCCUGCGGCCGCUGCAGUGCAUCCCGCCCGUCGUGCUCUCGCUGAAGGUCCGCGCAGACCUGAUGCUCGCUUUCUGGGAGCGCCCCGCUGCGCUUCUGCUCUUCAUACGAUAA
Molecule: messenger RNA, 576 nt
Organism: Sparassis crispa
Lineage: Eukaryota; Fungi; Basidiomycota; Agaricomycetes; Polyporales; Sparassidaceae
Exons: 2
Coding region: 1-576 (191 amino acids)
Source: RefSeq, a predicted model, not a curated record